AUGGAUCAUCACGUUCACCGGAACCCCUACAAUGUCUUCCAAGCGCCUCCAAAUCCAUAUCCUUCCUUCAACCACCCUCCUUACUUCGAAAUGAUUAGCGUGGCGAUUGCAGCCUCAAACGAACCUGACGGUUUAAGCACAGAGGCAAUUUCUAGGUUUAUAGAGAGAAACUACACUGGUUUGCCUCCUGAUCACGAUGCUUUGCUGACUCGCCAUCUGAAGACCUUGAAGAACAGUAGAAUUGUUGAGGUGAAGAAAUCAUACAAGUUCGCUUCGUCUCUUCCUGAUGUAGGUCUGGAAGUUCCUACAUCUAAGAUUCUUAACGACCAACAUCCUCUUGAUCUGGUGGGUGUUUCUGCUUCUCAGCCUCAGAAGCCGGGAGGCCAUGGUCCAACUCCAAGACCUAAACCCAAGGUUAAUACUAUGUUGAUGAACAUUGUCUGUUUUCUUAGUGUGCAUGAGGCAAUCAAAAUCUAA
Molecule: messenger RNA, 477 nt
Organism: Microthlaspi erraticum
Lineage: Eukaryota; Viridiplantae; Streptophyta; Magnoliopsida; Brassicales; Brassicaceae
Source: the annotation of a GenBank genome assembly